This is a messenger RNA of Plutella xylostella (diamondback moth), 4981 nucleotides long. It is a transcript of the gene Fem-1, whose product is annotated as protein fem-1 homolog B. Gene Ontology annotation, molecular function: protein binding. NCBI's taxonomy places the organism in Eukaryota, Metazoa, Arthropoda, Insecta, Lepidoptera, Plutellidae. The record is from RefSeq and is a predicted model, not a curated record.
GACAGCUGUUUCUAGAGCACAUCACUAGCCAUUUUCCCAUUUUUCCUGCUUGAAGAAAGAACGGGAGGAAAGACCUUGGAUAAUUUCGAUAGUUUUUAUUAAAAUUAUAAAUAAAUAACAUUGUGUGAAACAGUUUCCACGGUUCAAUUGAUUAAAGUGUUAAUAAUGGAAGAAAAGGUGUUAUUAGACGACGUUUCAAGCACUUUGAGGGAGCGAGUGUUUUUCGCAGCCAGAGAUGGGAUGUCUUUAACUCUUUACGCUUUGUUAUACGAGAAGAAUACUGACGAAAUAGACGAUCUAUUGAACACAGAUGUCUGCUGCGAUGGCGUGAAGUGCACUCCACUGAUAUCAGCGGCGCGGCAAGGCCGGGAGGGAGCUGUGAGGAUCCUGCUGGACAAAUUCCGACCUCCAGUCAGACUGGAGACGGAAGGCACUGUCAAGUUUGACGAAUAUGUUAUUGAGGGAGCGACAGCGCUGUGGUGCGCGGCGGGCGCGGGGCACCUCGGCAUCGUGAAGCGGCUGGUCCGUGCGGGCGCCAACGUGAACCACGCCACGCGCACGCUCAGCACUCCGCUCCGAGCCGCGUGCUUUGAUGGACGACUGGAUAUUGUGAAGUAUUUGGUCAGACAUGGAGCUGACAUACACAAAGCAAACAAAUACAACAACACAUGUCUCAUGAUCGCUUCCUACAAAGGGCAUUUAGAUGUGGUGCAGUUCCUGCUAGACAGCGGCGCGCGCGUGGACGAGCGAGCCCUGUGCGGUGCCACCGCGUUGCACUUCGCGGCGGAGUGCGGCCACGCGCCCGUCGUGUGUGCGCUCAUACAGGCGCAGGCCUCCAUACUUACUAACCAGAAUGGCAUGUCCCCGCUCCAAUGCGCAGCCGAGCGAGCCCGCGCCUCAGUAGUGGAGAUACUGGCGGCGCGGCCCGAGGUGUCGCGAGCGCAGGCCGUCGAGGCAUUCGAGCUGCUCGGGGCAUCCUUCGCCAACGACAAAGAGUACUACUGCUUGAGGAUGGCGUACCAAUACCUGCACAGAGCGAUGACGAUGCGGUACGACACCCGCUACGGCCUGCUACUGAAGCAGCCCGCCGAGCCAAUACCGGCCUAUGAUAACUGGAAGGAGAGCACUACGUUAGAGGACGUCGAGCGUCUCCACGGCAACGCACACGCCCUACACAUGGAAGGCCUAACCGUCCGAGAGCGGGUCCUCGGUAGAACAUGUCCGGACUUACCCCAUCCGGUCGUCUUCAGGGGGGCAGUCUUCGCUGAUGAGGCGAGGUUCGACCGGUGUCUUGCACUGUGGAGGCACGCGCUGGCGCUGAGACAGUACAAUAACGUGUCAGUAGUAAAAGACUUGCUAAGGUUCGCACAAGUGUUCUCACAAAUGAUACACAUAGGAAUUGAAUUACCACUAGAACAGGUAUGUUUUGUACUAGAAGCGUGUGCGGAAGAGUUGAGAAGAGGCGCAGAAAGACUUGAGAAGCCACCGGCUAACAACGACGCGGAGGCGCUAAUAGCGUUGGCGUCACGUUACGUGUUGCAGGACGAAUUCGAGAGCAAUGUGCGGACGGCCUUAUAUCUAGUGUCUGUUGCGGCCAGGCUGCUGGAGAAUGACGGGAAUACUGAGGACAUGAUCCGCGCGAUCAGGGUAGCGAUAUUCCGGGUGCGAGACGCUCGGUUACUGCGCGGACAGACGCUACUACACCUGGCCGUGGACCAUCGGACGCCGGUCGACGACUUCCACACGAGUGACGUGUGCCAAUUCCCGUGCGCGCGGACGGUGCGCCUGCUACUGGAGUGCGGCGCGCGCGCCGACGCGGCCGACGAGCAGCGCCGCACGCCGCUACACACGGCGCUCAUCUCGCACACGCUCGCCACAGAAGAGCGUGACCAGUGGAACACCUCCCUGUGCGGCGUGGUACGCGCGUUGCUGUCGCGCGGCGCGCACGUGGACGCGCUCGACGCGGACGGGGUCACGCCGCUCGUCGCCAGUAUAGCCGGUCCAGCAGAACCUAUAAUCCGCGCGGCCAUGUCCCCCCGCCUGGCCUGCAUGGCUGCAUCAACACUAGCCGCCCACCGCCUCCGCUACACGCCCAGCCAAGUGCCGUGUGACCUACACGAGUUUCUCAAGAUGCACGGAGUCAUGCCGUUAUAAAGACGGGUUUAGAUUCGCGAUGCGGCCAUUGAAUGUACUAGCGUACUAGAACAGACGACGCGAGCCAAAUCUGUGUUCCACGUGACGCGAUCAAGAUAUAGAUCCAGUGACAAUGAAUGCGUUUUUCCAUAGUCAAGUUCGCGGUGUCGGUUCUAUACGCUAGUAAUAUUAGUUCAAUGGAAAUGGCGGGGUUAGCUGUUGAUUGUUCUUAGCAGAUUUGGUAUACGGAGUUAUGCCGUUAUAAAUAUGGGUUUGAAUGGAGAUGAGGGGGAAUAAACUAAAGUAUAAUUGCGUUUAUGAAUCGAAAUUACAACGAUAAAGUCUGUCUACCGUUGCAUGCAUAUUUUCGGACAUGUACGUACAUUGUACUGUCUGGGUUAAAGAUACCUGACCCAUCUCAGAUGGACAUUGCUGCUUGUACAUAGCGGUAAAUCAUCCAUAAUGCCUUAAUAACGCACGAACAUUAGUUUUAGCCAAAUAUUAAAUGUUAGCGUAGAUUAACAAGGGUACUUAUUGUAGUUUUUUUAUUUUACUAUAGCAUGGGUUAACCAAAUAUUAAAGUAGAAUCGAACACAUGCACAAUACAAUGUAAACAAUAAAUGAAACUUUAAGAUCGAUGGUAAAAGGGAAAAUAUAACGCCUCAUUAUUAAUUUUGAACCCCUCAUCCGAGGUGGGGUGUUAUAAGUAAUAUGUCUGUCUGUAGUAUCUCAGUAGAAGCUAUAAUGCGAAGGAAUGGGCCAUUUUAACUAGUUUAUUGGUGUAGUUUCUGCUUCGGAAAGAUUGAAAUAUUAUUAAAUGAAAUAAAUAAUAAUUAAAUAUCGACCCAACUACUCGAAAGUAAUGAUUGAAUUUCAUCGGUUUCUAACCUACAGGUUGGAUCAUUCUUAGCUAACCAAAAGCCCGUAGUAUAUUAUUGGCCUGCUUCAUUAUAAUUAACGCUUACUGACGGAAUUAUACAGUAAAAAAGCGAAUCAAACAUGAAUGAAAAUAAUUUCCAAUUAUCGUGUACGAUAUUGAAACUGGCAGUGGCCAUAUAUUGUAUAAUCUUAAUAGUAUGACAGAACAAAACGUUAUAUUAGCUAUAUAUUUAAUGAACACAGGGUUUAUGUGUUCAUAGUUUAUAAUCUUAAAAUAUACAGAGAACGAUAGCUCAAAUUUAUAUCUAAAAUAUAUUUAUAAUUUAAUGUGACUUAAGUCGAAUCGAAGUCUAGGUACGGUCGUUAUUGUGAUAAUAAAAUAUAGAAAUAGUUAGAUGUUAUGUUAAGUCUUAAUGUUCAUCGCUAGUUCUUGUAGUCAUAUCAAAGACGAUAAAAGGCUUGAUACUAAGUAAAGUUUUCGUUAAAAUUAGUAAUCACUAAAUAAAAUGCAGUGCUGUAGUAUGAAAAUUUUACUACAUGAUUUAGUUCGUUUUUUUAUGAGCUGUCAGAAAACUUCCCAUUCGCAAGACUCGACCAAUACAGCAGCCCACUGUAGGUGAUACUCAUGAACGGAGGCUAUGAGUCAGCAAGGCUGCGAUAGAUAAAUAGCGAUUGUUAGGCAAAACAAAAAAAAAUAGGCGCGAUAGUCAAUUGUUAGUUAUAUGACAUUUAUCAUGACAACCCAUUACGUCCCCAAUGGGGUUCGAGUCUCCUCCGAAUGAAGGAAGGGUUCUAGGCCUAGACCACCACGAUGGCCUAGUGCUUGUUGGUGGACGUUAUGACAUUAAAGUCUAUAAAAAAUAUGAUCUACCUAUGUUGGUCUACCUCUAUAUAUUUUCGAAUAUAAUAACAAGCCUGUUUGUAGGUGACCGUAAAGUCAAAAGAACGUAGACUCACUUCAUACAUAUCGAGGGCUGGUUGAAUACCACUGCUUCUAUCAUAUGAUAAGAUCGCAGCUACCAAUAAAUGUUAGAUUAUUUCUAACGCUUGCACAAUAAUUAUCACCUUAAAGUAUCGGCACAAUUUAUAGUGUAGAUAUUAUUUUAGAGAACUUUUAGUUCUUUUAAUUUGUAAAAUGUGGAAGUUAGAUUCAGCCUUAAAAUUAGCUUAAUGUUAUACAAAUUUUGUCGAAAACCAAAUUUUUUAAGUACCCUACUGCGUCAAAAGAAAGGUAUCUUAAGUUUAUUGUGCAAUUUAUCACUAACGUCAUAAAAUCUAUUGAAAAUAGGCUUAGAAUAUUGUUAUUAUAGAUUUAUUAGGUACUUAAAUAUGAACAUGCAUGAUUUAUAUUUUUAGAUUUUCGUUUCAAACUGUUCUCUCUUUAUAUUUAAACUUAAACAUCUAGUCUUUUUCCCAUUUGAUAUGUAAUAAGAAAUCUAAUCUUCUAUAGAAAUCCUGUAAAUAAACAAAAUUCGAUGUUCUAGUCAAAAACUAUAAACAUAUUCUAAAAUGAAUAAGUAACUAACAUAUUUUGUUAAUUAUUGACCUGAAAUACAUAGAAAAACAAAAACUAUAUUUUUUAUGUUCAGCCAUUUACACUAACCAAAUACAAAUAUGUAUGUUAGGUACUUACCUGCAUUAUAUUAUACGCAUAAUGAUUAUAAUACUACAUAUAUAAUUUUAUAUGUACCAAAUGCUAUUUUUUAUUAUCUGUCUCAAAAUGAAGUCUUCUCUAUACACAAUUAGCAGGAUAAAUAUUUAAUUAUUUAGGGAAAAUAAAAAUCAGUAGUCCACAUUCGUUCAGUAGGUAUCAUAUUAUAUUGACGAUACCUGUAUGGUGAAAUUAAAUUGUCGUAAGUCUAGACUGAAAAUAAUGCUUUUUCUUGUGCUUACCAUUAUUAUUAUUAUUUAACACGUUAACCGUCACUGACCUAAAUUAUUGACGUCAGCGUAGUUCAUGCGCCCAGAG